Messenger RNA from Lymnaea stagnalis (great pond snail), 12905 nucleotides. The record is from the annotation of a GenBank genome assembly. Lineage: Eukaryota; Metazoa; Mollusca; Gastropoda; Lymnaeidae.
GUAGAUCUCCUAUCGUGAUGGAACAGAGAGGAGAGAAAAAGAAUUAAAAAGCCAAAGAACUUUGGACACAGGUUUAUUUAGAUUGUGAUGUUUAUAUAAAAAAGUCUUUUGGUUUGUGGGAAGCUUAGGAACAGGUGGUGCCGUUUAGAGCUCUGCUGACCUGCAGAAAGUUUAUAUCGUCUGCUGACGGCAUAGUUCUAGACACCAGAAAUUAAACAGAAUGGCUUUUUUACAUUACAUUCUGGCAGGUAGGAGAACUUUAAUAACUUUACAAAAAAAAACAAAUGGAAAUAAAUCAUAGAAUUUGUUUUCUUUUAGCACGUGGGUGUAUACACCUGGUUUGGACAGAGUUAACAAAUGUAUACGUAAAAAAAAGGGAUUCAUUUAGACCUCAUUCGCCGGCUUGUGCUAAGGUGGCCUAGGAACUCCCCUUCAAUCUAUAGGCUGCAUGGGAGCUGCCUGCUAGGAACUCCACUUCAAUCUAUAGGCUGUAUGGGAGCUGCCUGCUAGGAACUCCACUUCAAUCUAUAGGCUGCAUGGGAGCUGCCUGCUAGGAACUCCAAUUCAAUCUAUAGGCUGUAUGGGAGCUGCCUGCUAGGAACUCCACUUCAAUCUAUAGGCUGCAUGGGAGCUGCCUGCUAGGAACUCCACUUCAAUCUAUAGGCUGUAUGGGAGCUGCCUGCUAGGAACUCCACUUCAAUCUAUAGGCUGCAUGGGAGCUGCCUGCUAGGAACUCCACUUCAAUCUAUAGCCUGUAUGGGAGCUGCCUGCUAGGAACUCCACUUCAAUCUAUAGGCUGUAUGGGAGCUGCCUACUAGGAACUCCCACAUCAAUUUCAUUAUUCAGGCAAUAUCUCUUAAUUUUUUUAAAUUUGACUAUGACUACUUAUUUAUUCUCCCAAUACAAACCUGAGCAAAGCCGGAUAAAUUAGCUAGUAACUAUAUUUUUGAUGUAAGUUUUACUCUUUUCAAACACAUAUCUUACAUCCUUUACCAAGCUGUUUUUCUUUGGGAGAGCACGGUCCUCGCCCAGCUCGCGUACAACGAGACGGAAGUGUGCUACGACGUGGUGGGGUGUUUCAACAACAGCGCCCCGUUCAACAACACCAAUGGCGUCCUGCCCAAAUCCCCGGAAGAGCUCGACGCCAGAAUCUGGCUCUUCACGCGUGACAACAAAGCGACCGCUGACGUCCUGAACUACACCGACCCGGACACGGUCAAGAACUCUCAUUUCGAUCCCAGCAGACACACCAAGGUCAUCGUGCACGGAUUCUCGUCAUCCUUUGAAAAGACGCCGUGGAUUUUUAGAAUGAAAAACAAGUUUCUAGUGAAGGUGAGUCUCAGCCAGGAAGGAAUUUAAAACAAACGAAGUGACUGUGUGCUGGCGAGUUAACCCCAAUGAAUAAUUUCCUCUUCCCAUGGCUAAUUUUUUUUUAAAUUAAGGCAAUGUGCAAUAUAAUCGACAAUUUCUGUUUCGUUUAGACACACACAAAAAAAACACACAAAAAAGAAAAAAAAGAAAACCUUGUUAUCACCCGAAAUAGUCUAGUUUUAAAGUCUUUUGGUUUUUUUUUCUUUAUUUAUUCUCUUACCAACUGUCACCACAGUGUGUGAUUAGCCAUAGUUCGACACAAAAAUUAAUUGACCGGCUGACAUUAUGACAUGAAAGGGGGCAGACGCAGGUCGUUGACAGUUCUUGCUUGGUACCAAGGGAGAUGCGCAUCGUUGCUUUAUUCGGCACGAAAUUUGUUUAUGGGGAAGGAAUCAUUGCAUAGUCAUUUAUGCCUAGUGCGCUCUCCCAAUCGUGAAAUAUGCUUAGGGCGCGUUCCGCCCUAGCCAUCAUCGACCUAAAACAAAUAAUACUUAUGGCCUUUGUGAAGGUAUUCGUUUUUAAAAUACUAUAUUUUUUAAUGGUUUUUUUUUUUCACCUUCGAAAUGCCGCCCUUGCUAGUGGACGUCAAGUUUGUGGUCUAUGACUCAUACUUUUUUUUUUCUAAAGAACGGGCUGGAUUAAAAUAGUUUGAACGUGUGGAAAUUAUUUAUUUUACUCAAUGUGUUGUAAAUAGUGUUUGUAUCUUCUCGAAUUUCUUUGUAAGAUUAUUCAAAAUGGAAAUCAAUUAUAUAAAAUCUUGUUGUUGUUUUUAAUUUUUGUUGUGAUACAUGCUGGAAACAUAAUUUUAAAUGUUUAAAAUAUUUUGUCCAAAGCUUUAAUGUUUGUGAAAUGUCCCACAAAUGGGAGACAAUAAUCCGACUUCAAGAGCAAACAUCGCCUGCACAUCACUGCGAGUUUAAUUUUGUGGGUCUGGAUUUUUUUGGUGUUGAGAUUAUUCUCAUUUUGAUCUUUUAUCGAGUACUUUAAACAAAGAAAAAAACAACAUUUUUUUAACCUUUUAUUUAUUAAUUUAUUUUCAAAAUUAUCUUUUACCUAUUAUUUAUUUAUUUUCUUUCAUUACAUUAAGUAUGACAAUUAUAUAAAGAAUGAAGAUAUGUCAUAUUAUAAAGCUUGUCAAAAUGACAUCAUAAACUCUAGUUUAUGUCAGCUUACUAAGUUAGAGCAAUUAUUGCAGUGUACGGCCUAGUGGUGUGUAGUUGUGGAGAAAUGAGUGGUUCUAUUUAUAGUAACGUUAAUCUUUCAAAUGUAUAAUUCAUUUGUUUUAAGGGCGAUUUUAACGUACUUGCUGUUGACUGGAGCAAGGGCGCAACGCUGCCCGACUACCCCCAGGCCACGGCCAACAUACGGGUGGUGGCAACGGAAGUCAAGUUAGUUUUGGAAAUAAUGCAGGACCAAGGCCUUGACCUCGGUAACGUCCACAUUGUUGGUCACUCUCUGGGCGCUCAUCUGUCAGGAUUCAUUGGGAACCUGCUUGGACCUAACGUCAUUGGAAGAAUUAGUGGUGAGUUCUCAGAAACGUGUACAUAGGCUACAUUCGUGUGUUCAUGGGCAUACAUCCAUAUGUACAUAGGUGUACAUCCAUGUGUGGAUAGGCAUAAACCCAUGUGCACAUAGGCGUACAUCCAUGUAUACAUAGGCAUGAAUCCAUGUGUACACAGGCAUGCAUCCAUGUGUACAUAGUCAUACUACCAUUCAUACUGUCCUAAUAAACCAAAGGCCAAAGAAAAACUCCCUUUCUGACCAUCAGCUGGUUUUUGAGCUGUCUAUUGUCAGAUUAUAUACUGUUGAUCGUUCUCCGUCAAUUUUCUUUUUGGGUCUUUUUGAACCUGCUGAUGUUUCGUAUUCCUUGGGCUGUCCUUUUCAGGUUUGUCCUGGGAAGACUGACAUGCCUGACCAAGCUUGAUCAGCCCCAUCUAGGGGCCUGCAUGGUUUCUACAAUAGUUGUCAAAUAUAUAUUCCUAAUUCUUGUUGUACUCUAUUGGAGUUGGUCUGUUCUGACCUAGCUCCCUAGGUACUCAAACUCUGCCACUUCUUAAAAUGAGCUCUGACGUAUAGUCGUUGUUCGUCCUUCGCAUGUGAAGAUGACCACGGUUAUAUUCAAAGACGACAACAAAGGCUAUGUUCAGCAGUGAGCACGCAGGUGGCCUGCUACUCCUAUUUGUGCCUGGAAAGCUUUUCCCGCACGUAGGACAAACGUUGUUUUGGGUUGAUCCGGCUUUUCCUGGCUGUAGACUUUCUUUCUAAGAGCGGUGCACUUAUUCUCUGGAGAUUGGGCUCCAACAGUGAGUCUGCCAGGCCAGCGUGUAUGAUCAAUGACAGCGUUUUCCACGAAUCAAGGUCACCAACUGAGUGUUUCCCUCUGGAAAGUUCAAAGGACACUAAUUUUAUGGGAAGUCUGCUGUCUGUCAUUCAGUGCAUGUGGUCUUUAGGCCACGUUUAUCUCACUACAUGCGUUUCUUUCCUGGACUUGAAAAAUACUAAAGUUUAUGACUAGUAUUUUGGUCUUGUCUUUGGAAUCUUGAUACUGUUGUAUGGCGAGUCGUAACCCGAAUGUUCCAAGGAAUAAUAUUAACAUUCGUUGUAUGCAUGGGUCAAGUGCUAGGAAAAAGUGUGGGAACUCAGCCAAUUACUAUGCGUUCCAGCAAGACUCAAGCCCUGGCUAUUGUGAAUAGUAUGCAGAUUUUCCUAUUUAUUGUCAGGAUGUACUCAAUAAUCUCACAUUACAAUAGCCGUAAAACUUAAUAAUUAACAUGCCAUUAAUAAUCUUUAAUUGACAUGGUUUGCCUCCGGCCUGGUAACAUAUAGUCUUGAUUGCACGCAGAAAUAGAAAAUACAAUCAUUAAGAUAUGAAAAAAACAAUUGAUAUUAGAGUCUCCAAGAAUAUAUUUUAUAUGUACAUUAUUUUGAAAUUAAAAGGCGAAAUAAAAACACAACUCUUUGUCAGGAUGGCAAUUGGGUAGGGAUGGCAUUUGGGUCAGGAUGGCAAUUGGGCCAGGAAUGGCAGUUGGGCCAGGAUGGCAGUUGGGCCAGGAUGGCAGUUGGGUUAGGAUGGCAGUUGGGUUAGGAUGACAGUUGGGCCAGGAUGGCAGUUCGGCCACGAUGGCAGUUGGGCCAGAAUGGCAGUUGGGCCAGGAUGGCAGUUGGGUUAGGAUAGUUUUUGUUACUCGUUAUUAAAUGACGAUUAGAACUUUAAUAUAAUGUAAUUAACUUUUUUAAGUGCACUGUUUUCCCUAAAAUAUUUUCGAAAUAAAAUUCUUUCAGGCCUUGAUCCAGCUGAGCCUAGCUUCCUUCACUAUACACUUCCGGUUAGGCUGGACAAAGAAGAUGCACAAUUUGUGGAUGUUAUCCACACGGAUGGGUCACCAUUCAACCUGUUAGCUGGUGGCUACGGCCUGAUGUUGGAGAGUGGAGACGUUGAUAUUUAUGUCAACGGUGGAGAGAAACAGCCCGGAUGUGUUGAUGGCAUUGGGGGACUCCUUAGUUCAAGUGAGUACUAUCUAGCUGAAUGUACACAUGCUCUGAUGGCAUCGGAGGACUCCUUAGUUCAAGUGAGUACUAUCUAGCUGAAUGUACAUAUGCACUGAGUGCAUCGGAGGACUCCUUAGUUCAAGUGAGUACUAUCUAGCUGAAUGUGCAUAUGCACUGAUGGCAUCGGAGGACUCCUUAGUUCAAGUGAGUACUAUCUAACUGAAUGUACACAUGCACUGAUGGCAUCGGAGGACUCCUUAGUUCAAGUGAGUACUAUCUAGCUGAAUGUACACAUGCUCUGAUGGCAUCGGAGGACUCCUUAGUUCAAGUGAGUACUAUCUAGCUGAAUGUACAUAUGCACUGAUGGCAUCGGGGGACUCCUUAGUUCAAGUGAGUACAAUCUAGCUGAAUGUACACAUGCUCUGAUGGCAUUGGGGGACUCCUUAGUUCAAGUGAGUACUAUCUAGCUGAAUGUACACAUGCUCUGAUGGCAUCGGAUGACUCCUUAGUUCAAGUGAGUACUAUCUAGCUGAAUGUACAUAUGCACUGAUGGCAUCGGAGGACUCCUUAGUUCAAGUGAGUACUAUCUAGCUGAAUGUGCAUAUGCACUGAUGGCAUCGGAGGACUCCUUAGUUCAAGUGAGUACUAUCUAGCUGAAUGUACAUAUGCACUGAUGGCAUCGGAGGACUCCUUAGUUCAAGUGAGUACUAUCUAGCUGAAUGUACAUAUGCACUGAGGGCAUCGGAGGACUCCUUAGUUCAAGUGAGUACUAUCAAGCUGAAUGUACAUAUGCACUGAUGGCAUCGGGGGACUCCUUAGUUCAAGUGAGUACUAUCUAGCUGAAUGUACAUAUGCACUGAUGGCAUCGGAGGACUCCUUAGUUCAAGUGAGUACUAUCUAGCUGAAUGUACAUAUGCACUGAUGGCAUCGGAGGACUCCUUAGUUCAAGUGAGUACUAUCUAGCUGAAUGUACAUAUGCACUGAGGGCAUCGGAGGACUCCUUAGUUCAAGUGAGUACUAUCAAGCUGAAUGUACAUAUGCACUGAUGGCAUCGGGGGACUCCUUAGUUCAAGUGAAUACUAUCUAGCUGAAUGUACAUAUGCACUGAUGGCAUCGGGGGACUCCUUAGUUCAAGUGAGUACUAUCUAGCUGAAUGUACACAUGCUCUGAUGGCAUUGGGGGAUUCCUUAGUUCAAGUGAGUACUAUCUAACUGAAUGUACAUAUGCACUGAUGGCAUCGGAGGACUUCUAUGUUCAAGUGUGAACUAGCUGAAUGUUUAGAUGGACUGAUGGCAUUGGGGAACUGCUUAGUUCAUGUGAGCACUAGCUGAUUGUCCAGAUGCACUGAUGGCAUCGGGGGACUUCUGAGUCCACUGGAUUUACUGACCCCCAAGCCUACAACCCUUCCGUUCCCUGGUUUAUAAACAUUCAUUGCGUGUAGCCUCCAGCAAUCAGUUACGUGUUAAAUAGUCUAAAGAUUGACAUUGUGUUUCUUUAUCCAGGUAAUUCCAGUCUGGAAAACUCGGUGGCCUGCAGCCAUGGGAGAGCGCACGACAUUUUCCUCGAGUCAAUAGACACAACCUGUAACUUUACAGCCUACCCUUGUGAGAGUUUUGUAAGUUGUCUUUCGUUAACAAUCAUUUAUGUUAGUUAGUAUCAUUAACAAGCAUGUAGAAGUAUAAACUCAAUCAUUAACGCUAGCAUAGUUCUUUCAUUGUAAAGCUUGUUUCCACUCUGUUGCGACGUAAAGAAAUUUAGAAUUUUCACAUUUUCAUCAGUAUCCGAAAAAAAAUUUUUUGAAAGAUAUUUCGUCGACGGAAAUUCGAUGGAACGAAAGUUUGAUCGAACUGACAUUUGGUCGAAUUUUGUGUUGAUUUCACACGAACAAAUUUGCGUCAAAUGUAUUUUUCUUAUUUUGUUUUACUACAUAGUAUAAUGCGUUCAAAAAGAAAUUUGCCGAAAAUUUGAUCGUGUGAGCUGAAAAAAAAAAUCGACCAAACUUCCGUUCGGUCAAUUUUCCGUCGACGAACUUUCUUUCUAACAAAUUUCCGGUAACCAGGUUCAUUUGAUCACUUGAAUCUAAAAAAAAUCUUGGUAGCAUAAGCGUGUGAUAAAUCACCAAGAAUAAAUAUUGGUCUUCUGUGGACUAAUCUAAUUGCUGUUGCCAUCAGUAACAGCGCCUUCCUUGACUGUGGACAUCACAAUGCAAUGCAUGGACAUAAGCAGUAACCACGCCACCCAAACCUACCCCCGCCCACAUUUUUCACCUUAAUCGUGACUGUGGACAUCACAAUGCAAUGCAUGGACGUAAGCAGUAACCACGCAACCCAAACCUACCCCGCCCACAUUUUUCACCUUAAUCGUGACUGUGGACAUCCCAAUGCAAUGCAUGGACAUAAGCAGUAACAACGCCACCCAAACCUACCCCCGCCCACAUUUUUCACCUUAAUUGUGACUGUGGGCAUCCCAAUGCAAUGCAUGGACAUAAGCAGUAACAACGCCACCCAAACCUACCCCCGCCCACAUUUUUCACCUUAAUCGUGACUGUGGGCAUCACAAUGUAAUGCAUGAACAUAAGCAGUAACCACGCUUCGAUGCCUGUGGACAUCACAAUGCAAUGCAUGGACAUCGUAACCCUUGUAAAUGUGUGAAUAUUUCAUGUCUUUAUUCCCACAGGACAAGUUCGAAAAUGGCGAAUGCUUCACCUGUGGUGCCGAAGGCUGUAGUUCAGCGGGCUAUAACGCUGACCUUGGUCCACGCACGGGAAAGUUCUACGUGGACACGCACCAUUCACCGCCAUUCUGUGGUAAACUUGGCGAAAUAUUUUCUGUUUUUUUUUUUAAAUUUUUUUUUAAAGUCAUUGUUUAUAGAAUUUAUUUCUUCAAAUCUAUGGACUUGGCGUAGUUUCGCAAGUUUUUUGAUGUUACUGAAUCAAUGCUAAUUAAUGUUAUUCCACAAAAACGAAAAGCCAACUCUAUAAAUAGGAUUAUCAGUUGUUGUUUUUUAAAAUUUUUUAUUUAUUGUUUUUUUAUAGUAUUAUACCGAUAACCGGAUAUAGAAUUUACAAACGUUAAUCAAAUUUCAAAGAUUUUUUUUUCAAAAUCUCUCUCUCUCCGUCUCUCUCUCCCUCUCUCUCUCUCCCUAUCUCUCUCUCUCUCUAAAUCUCUUUCUCUCUCUCUCACUCUCUCUCUAAAUCUCUUUUUCUCUCUCUCACUCUCUCUCUAAAUCUCUUUCUCUCUCUCACUCUCUCUCUAAAUCUCUUUCUCUCUCACUCUCUCUCUCUCUCUCUAAAUCUCUUUCUCUCUCUCUCUCUAAAUCUCUUUUUCUCUCUCUCUCUCUCUCUCUCUCUCUAUCUCUCGUUCUCUCUCUCUCUUCUCUCUCUCUCUCUCUCUCUCUCUCUCUCUCUCUCUCUCUCUCUCUCUCUCUCUCUCUCUCUCUCUCUCUCUCUCUCUCUCUCUCUCUCUCUCUCUCUCUCUCUCUCUCUCUCUCUCUCUCUAUAUCUCUCUCUCUCUCUCUCUCUCUCUCUCUCUCUCUAAAUCUCGUUCUCUCUCUCUCUCUCUCUCUAAAUCAGAGAGAGAAAUAGAUUUACCCCUUACCCAGUUAAUACCUUAUCUAUCCAGUCAAUCUCUUCCUCACCCAGUCAAUACCUUAUUUACCCCGUCAAUACCUUCCUUACCGAGUCGAUACCUUAUCUACCCAGUCAAUACCCUCCUUACCCAGUCAAUACCUCAUUUACUAAGUCAAUACCUUCCUUACCAAUCAAUAAUACUUUCUACACAGUCAAUAACUUCCAUACCCAGUCAAUACCUUCUUUAUCAAAUCUCAUGUCUCCCUCUUAGGCUAUCCGUAUCACGUGAAAGUCGUGCCAAAUCCCACACAACCAAACACAACUGGUCUAAUUUACGUCUCGUUGAUUGGAACUCUGGACAAAACGGAUUUUAUACCCAUCAACUCCAAGUGAGUACCCAUUACCAAAACUAACAAAUGUGAGUCCUUGCUUAAGUUUGAACAGUGUCUGUAUGCUGUUGGUGUUAGGUUACAUCUUUCACGAGUCUAUUUCUCACUGACUCGUUCAAAUCUUAGAAAGGUUAAGUUUUUCUACGAACUUAAUCUCAUUAUGCAUUAUAAUCUGUCCAAUUUCGACACAGCAGUAGUAGUAUUUUUUAAAAGUACAAUGUCAGUUCAGUUUAAUCAUGUUUAGUGAGUGUGGACAUAAGUAGUCGGAGCUCAUGACACGUGACUAAUAAUGCUAAUAGGAUGACUGCACUUUUGAUGUAUGUGAGGAAAAACAUUGACCUUUUGACUGGGCAUUAAGCCUUUGACCAGCAGUUGAACUCUUGACUGGGCAUUGAACUCUUGACAGGGCAUUGAACUCUUGACUGGGCAUUGAACUCUUGACUGGGCAUUGAACUCUUGACUGGGCAUUGAACUCUUGACUGGGCAUUGAACUCUUGACUGGGCAUUGAACUCUUGACGGGGCAUUGAACUCUUGACUGGUCAUUGAACUCUUGACUGGGCAUUGAACUCUUGACUGGGCAUUGAACUCUUGACUGGGCAUUGAACUCUUGACUGGGCAUUGAACUCUUGACGGGGCAUUGAACUCUUCACUGGUCAUUGAACUCUUGACUGGGCAUUGAACUCUUGACUGGGCAUUGAACUCUUGACCGGGCAUUGAACUCUUGACUAGGCAUUGAACUUGUGACGGGACAUCAAAACUUUUGACCGCGGAUUGAACUGUUGACUGGGCACUGAACAGUGACUGGUCAUUGAAAUGUUCAAGUGGGCAUUGAACUCUUGACGGGGCAUUAAACUUUUGAUGGGGCAUUGAACUUUUUUGGUGACCUAAUAAAGAUCAAUACUCGGAGGUCGAGAUUCUAUCUCUUAGGACCUCUGACCGUGAAACAUAGCCUAGUAGUCCCUGGGGACUCCGGCCAUGCAACUCGGCCUUGAGUGACGGGGUUUUGGGCAGAUGGCUUCCACUCAUGAGGGUACAGUGUUGCGUCACAGCCCCCCUUGCCCAUUGAGUCUUAAGUUUUUGGUGAACUAAUCAGUUCCAUUCUUCAAUAAUCUUUGUCUUGGCGAAGUAUAAAUAAGAGAGUUUUCUUUUGGUGUUUUUUUUUAAAAACUGUAAAGUACCUUUCACUUUUCCCUUACCACCACACGUCUGCGUAUGACGUAUACCGAUGUCACUAUCAUUUGUCUGUGUAUUCGCAUAAUCCCAUUUAAACAACGUAGUCUAUGUAUGUACCCACUAAGUAUUAAUUGUACCCAUUAUGUAUUACUUGUACCCACUUUGCAUUACUCAUACCCACUAUGCAUUAUUUUUACCCACCAUGUAUUACUUGUAAUCCCCAGGAACAAGAAGCUAAACGGAACAUGGGCUAUCUCCACCAAUGUCGUGUAUCAAACUGACAUAGGCGUCGUCACGGGGGUGCAACUAAAAUACGUGAAAGACGUGGGAUUCUUGGGGGGCCUGUUUGGGUCCUCCUCCACAAAUACAUACAGCGUGGCAUCAAUACAAGUGAUGUCCCCUUCCGCUGCCAUGUGGUAAGAAAGACUUCCCAGGCGAUGUGAUUGAUGGUGUAAGAUGCACUUUCCCAGGUGAUGUGAUUGGUAGUGUAAGAUGCACUUUCCCAGGUGAUGUGAUUGGUGGUGUAAGAUGCACUUUCCCAGGCCAUGUGAUUGGUGGUGCAAGAUGCACUUUCCCAGGCGAUGUGAUUGGUGGUGUUAGAUGUACUUUCCCAGGCGAUGUGAUUAGUGGUCAGUUGUAACUGAAUAAAAAUUAAGUUUUAAUCAAGUAUUUAUAAGGACCCUAAUGACCAAAUUAAUCCAAACGGAACCAUAUAAGUAUUUCGGCCCAGGCCCAGGCAUUGCUAUACGGCUCUGGUAAUUGGGUUAUCUCUCGUAGCAAUUAAACCAAGGGGACAUUAUCCUUCAAAUUUUAAUUUCCUUUUUGACAUAUAUUUUUUUUAUUUUUCGUGGGAUGGAAACCGUGUGAAUGUGAAUGUUAGGAAGAAAGGGGGUGGGGGUGGUCUGAUUUAAGUUUAAAGCUGCAUUUUCUUUUCUGAAUAAAAAUAAAAGCUUUUCCAUUUACUUCAAAUAAGUUUCUUUGAUUUAAAAUAAAAAAGUAGUAUCCAUACAUUACUUCAGUAUGUGCUUUUUCAUGGUGCCUUCUGCAUCAGGUCACGUCAUCACAUAUGGCGACAUCAAAGAACAAGAUUAUAAGAUUUAUGUCGGGUCUGAUACGGAAUGAGUUCCAUGGUUGGAUGGAACAUCGUGUAUCAGUUAACGCAUUAGGUGACAUCAACGCCAAAGGCGCCGCUGCCAAAGUACGCAUGCCAUGAUAAUGGUCGAGUGCGGGAGUUCACUGAACUAAUAAAGUUGCGCAUGGGAUGUUGUAUUUAUUCUGAGCUGUGAGUGUGUUAAGCCUUUUUAUUGGUUAAUCAACGCCUUCCCGCAUUUUAAAUUUGGACGUUGUCUGUUUUUAUGGUACUUAUGACGUACUGUCUUACAGUCUGUUUUGUGGCGUGCUUGUUUAUUCGUGAGCAAUCGUGGAGAGAAAUCUGUUGGUGAUGGCUCUGCGCUGUUCUCUCUGAUAGUGAGCUGCGCUACGCGUGUGUUGAUGAAAUGUACAGUCAGUUGGACAGAUUUAUGGGUUAAAGGUGUAUUAACUAUGGAAAAGAACGUGUGUGUUCAAGUCUGUUUAUAACGAAGCAUGAACCAUUGAAGAAUCUGAUGAAUUAAACCCAUCGUCGAAUGCACUCGAGUUUGACAAUGAUGUUCUCCUAUAAUCUCUACAGGGCUUCCUCCUGCCGAGGAGAGUUCAAUCUGUUGGACAAGCAGCCGCUCGAUGUGGCAACUGCAGCCGGCCGUUCAAGUGAUCCCUGCACUGUCAUAGGAUAGCAGCUGACGCUAUCAACAGACGAUCAUUCCAGUGUUUUGCAAGCUCUUCAAUGUGUAACAUUCGAAAGCUGUUCAAUACAAAGAGAAAAAAAAUACAAACAUAUUAAGGUUAAAAUGUAACAGUAAAGUUAGUGUUGUUUUUUUAUUGGUCUUUUAGAUCUUUCGCGGUGAAUCGAUACAGUGGUGAUAUCAGAAGUCUGAUUAUGAUUGAACUAUAAAAUGUGUUCAUUUUCAAAUUAGAGAAUUUUUUUUUUUUAAAUACAUUUUAAAAAAGACGUGUUUACACGCAUCAAAAAUUAGAAAAAACGAUUUCUUAACAUUUCAUGAAUUUUAAGUUGUUUUUUUUUUUCCCCUUCCAAAUUUUGGGAAAUAUUUUCUGCUUCUACACAAUUGCUUCUUUGUGCAAUGCAUUUUAAGAAAAGUUAUAUUUAUUAUUGAGCUUCAACUCGUCUUCCUUCGACCCAGCCUACUGGAGCGGUAGAAAACUCAGGCAACCUUUCAGUCCACCGAAUGAGAAUGUCAGGUGUGUCAACAACAAAAUUACACUCCACAAGAUGGAAAUGCGAGUAGAGAUAGUCGCUAAUAAAAAGGCAAAUAAGACAAAAUAUUGGAUACAAAAACAAUGAAUAAAAAUUAAAUGAAAAUAAGAAGAUAACUUAAUAAAUAUUUCAAAGGCUGAGAGAGUUUGGUUAAACGCGGGAAAAUUUUGGGGUGAGGGUGUUGAAGGCGCAAUGUGCAGAUUUCUUUUGCUGCCCACAGAUACGACUUCCCAGCUAAUUGCUCUUUCUCAUUUUUAUUUUUAUACCGUUUUUUCUGUUGCUUUGUUCGCUGACGAAGGCUUUCUGCCGACACGUUCGCUGUUUUGUUGCGUUUAUUUUUUCAGGUUUUACCCUACUCUGUUUUACUCAUUUUAUAUUGUACUAACCUGAUUGCAGUCUCUCCCUUCCUCUGAAGUCACACAUCUGAAUGAGAACUAAUAAGUCCCUGAUUUUGCUAAGCGAACUCACUGAAUGGCUGUUUGAAAUAAUUUAUUAUAAAUGUCUUGUGUUCAAAUUGUUUUAUUUUUGUGCUGAAAAUGUAUAAUGCAAUCAAAAAACAUUUCCAUUUAUUUGGAUCAAUAAAAGAAUCUUAUCUUAUCUUAU